Molecule: messenger RNA, 893 nt
Organism: Meloidogyne enterolobii
Lineage: Eukaryota; Metazoa; Nematoda; Chromadorea; Rhabditida; Meloidogynidae
Source: the annotation of a GenBank genome assembly
AUGGUUGUGGUCGAGUGGUUAGGAUUUUGGCCUUGGUCUCUUUUUGAUAGAGGUUCGAAUCCUUCACCGGUUUAUAUAUUUCUUUUUUCUAUUUUUUCGAUUUAUUUUUGUUUUAAGAAUAUUUUAGCGAUCAUUUUAAUAUUAAAAAAAUUUUUUCAACAGAUUUCUAAUCUUUACCCAAUUAUUUUUUCUUUGGUUCGUUGUCAUGAAUUUCGUUUUUUGGCUAUUUUACGAGAAGAAAUCAAUGCAACAGUUAAAAAUUCGACAAAACAGAUUGUAAAAGCCCAAAUUUUGACCCAUUUGGAUGCUGACACAAUAGGCUAUAAUCCAACUACUUUGUCUGAACAUAUUUGUAAAUUGACUAGUUUUCAAUGGGAUGCAACGUUGUUAGCUGUUGUUAAUUGUUUAAUUAUUUUGUGUAAUAAAAUAAAGUCAAUCCAACAAUUAAUAAUUAAAUGUGCUGAUCAAGCAGCUUUAGAAGAAUCAGAACAAUUACAAAAACAACAACAGCAGAAAAGUAGAAGUGAUUCAAUAAAUAAAUCAUCAGCACAAAAUUCUGGGACUUCAACACCUUCAAUUGGAAAUUCUGUUGGUUCUUCUAUACCUUUAGGUUUUUCUUUGUUUGUUUUUUUAGUGUUUAAUAACGAAAGGGGAGGUAUUUACUAGAUUAGAGUAAGAGCUGCGCCGAAAUUUCGAUUUUCGACGUUUUUUUUGUUUUGACGCAGCUCUGAUUAGAGGGGAUUAGAGGGACUAUUUCGAAUAAGAGGGGGAGGGACUAUUUUCUGUUGAGAGAGAGGGACUAUUUUGAAUAAUCUGUUGUUAAUCCACACAAAUCCUUGUUUGGGUGGCCCGGGUUGUAGAGAGAGAAAUUUUGGGUCAAAUCUCAAUGAAUA